Diabrotica virgifera virgifera (western corn rootworm) is the source of this 4823-nucleotide messenger RNA. RefSeq names its product hornerin-like. Lineage: Eukaryota; Metazoa; Arthropoda; Insecta; Coleoptera; Chrysomelidae. The coding region runs from base 104 to 4705 and encodes 1533 amino acids. The transcript is spliced from 5 exons. The record is from RefSeq and is a predicted model, not a curated record.
AACUUCCGAUGGUCUAGAUAAUCUCGAUUAUAAUUAGUCUGUAUUUAAAACUUAAUGUUUAAAAUAUUAUUCUUAUUCGGUUCUGGUGGUUUUUGUGUGUGAGAUGAUGUUUUUUCGUCUGACGAGGUUGCUUUUUAUAAUAGCAACAACAUGGGCUAUUUGCUUGCCAGAUCCACCAAAUCUGUCAAGACAGGAAUUAAGAGAUCUAAAACACUCACUGGAAGAAUAUAUAUCCUCGUUUAGUCAAAAAAAAUUAGAACACGAUGAAACAUCGUCAAUGAAUAGCGGAAGAUAUGUGCGAAAUAGGUAUGAUCAAACUGGUGGUCUUCCGAUGGAGUCUUCCGAUGUAGUGAAACAAGAAGAAAGUAUGGGAACAUCAUCAAUGAACAAUGGUAAAUAUGGACGAAAUAGGUAUCAUCAUUCUGGUGGUCUUCCGAUAGAGUCUUCUGAUGUAGUGACAGAAGGAGAUAUAAGGACAUCGUCAAUGAAUAAAGGAAAAUAUGGAAGAAAUAGGUACCAACCUGGUGGUAUGAUGACAUAUCCAGUAGACUCUUCCGGUAUAGGGAUGCAAGAAGGGGGUAUGGGGAUAUCAUCAAUGAACGACGCAAAAUAUAGAUGGAAUGGGUAUUACCAACCUGGUGGUAUGAUGACGUAUCCAUUGGAGUUUCCCGGUAUAGGAAUGGAAGAAGAAUUAUUAAAUUAUGUUCCCUAUUCAGAUCAAGAAAUCUACUAUGAUAACUAUGGACCAAACAUGUACGAUAAUGGUAUGAACGUAGAAUUUUUACCAGUACCACCGAUGCCGUACCUUCCAAAUCGUUUUUCACCAAAUCUCCCAGUGUCCACUGAAGAAAACCACAUGUCUAACGAAUAUGUCUCAAGUGAGGAACAAAAAAGUAUUGACAACAUGUUCAACAAGACUCCUAGAUCUGAUAAGAACUACAGAGUAACAAAAACAGAGACUUAUUAUCCAGAUCGUUCUAUACAAACAGAUAGCAAUGCUGAAUGCAAUGUUAACUGCUAUACCCACGCACCAGUAUUAACCAACAGCCUGUAUGGCAAAGAUAAUGCCUAUGGAAGAGCAUGGCAACAAAUGUAUGCACCAGGAUUCUUAGAAAAAAUCAAUGGAUAUGAUCUGGUACGCAACCAAAAUGGUGUUGGUAACAUAUUCGAACUGCAAGACUUAAGCAACAGAUAUAUAGCAGAGUUACAAGCGAUGUAUGGCACUGAUACAUGGAGAAUAUUACAAGAGAUGUAUUCUCCAGAAUAUCUAGUAUAUUUACAAAGACUGUAUGGACCAGAAUUUUUCAAUCGCCUAUCUCUACAAAGCAAUAGUAACAAUUAUGACUUUUUGCGAAGCAACGGAGCACAAAGAGGCGGAUAUUGGCAAUUAUUGUUCAGACCAGAAUACGGUUUUUAUGGAAUGGACGAACAUAUAGACGAAUACCUAAGUUUCCUGCGACAGAACUAUCCGAUGCUGUAUUUUAGAUACAUGCAAAACCCAGAAUUGUUCUAUCAGCAAAUACCUUUCCCUUGGUUUAAUCGACCAUAUUUUCCAAACGUUCCAAAUACUCCAAUUUAUAACGGAGGUGGUCCUAAAAAACCACCUAUAGACUCCCGUUUUAGUGCUAAAAAUAAAACAGAAGAAGAGGUAAAAGAGAAAGAAACAGUCCACACUGAAGAAACAAAAAAUGUGCAAAAAGUUGAUGAUCUAACUGAAGUACUAGAUGAAGAUGAAGAUGAAGAUGAGGAUGAAGAAGAUACUAUUGAUAUUGGACAACGGUUUGAUGAUAAUAGGAAAAACAAAGGAAAACACAGAGGCACAAAUAAGAAGCACAACGAAAAAGAUAAAACGGAGACAACGAAAGAUGUUACGGUGGUAGAAGUGGAAAAGACAACAGAAACAAAAAGUAAAGGUACAAAAGAUACUGGUGGUGAAGAAACGGUGGUACAUUCAGUUGUAGAGAAAAAGGAUAAUGUAGUUAUAGAAGGUAGUAAUGGAACAACGAAUGGAAAUAGUGGAUCCAAUACCGCAGGUGGAAUUGAGAGCAGAAAUGAUUAUGGAGAAGGUUCAGUAAUAACAAAUACCAUAGAGAGACAUCCCCAGCAUUUGACACUAACUAUAAAUAUACCUUCUGAAACGGUGUCUAAAAAGGUUGAAGUAACGCAUCCCGCUGGUUACGAGUAUUCUCAAAGUAAGUACCAGGAAUCACAUUCAGAACAACAUAACAAUAAAAACGGAGGACAUGGACACAAAUCUGGAAGUCAUGCUGGAGGACACGCUAAAAAAGGCGAAUUUGGAUACGAAGAGUCACAAUGGGAAGAAAACAGUUCUAGUUCAGAAAAUAAACAAGGAGGUGCAUCUGGUCACAGCAGGCAUAACAUUAAACACAAAAUAGUUCACCAUAAAAGUUCCACAAGUGGACAACACUCAGGUGGUUCUGGUGUAGGUGAAGACAAUGACGAGUAUGAAACGUCUGGUUCCGAAAAUGGUGGAUCAAAUCACGGUCAUCGUAUCACUAAAUACAGAAAAGUAGUGCACCAUACCAGCUCCAAACAUGGACAACACUCAGGUGCGUCUGGUGUAGGUGAAGACAAUGACGAGUAUGAAACUUCUGGUUCCGAAAAUGGUGGAUCAAAUCAUGGUCAUCGUAUCACUAAAUACAGAAAAGUAGUGCACCAUACCAGCUCUAAAAAUGGACAACACUCAGGUGCGUCUGGUGUUGGUAAAAACAAUGACGAGUAUGAAACGUCUGGUUCCGAAAAUGGUGGAUCAAGUCAUGGUCAUCGUAUCACUAAAUACAAAAAAGUAGUGCACCAUACAAGCUCCAAAAGUGGACAACACUCAGCUGGGUCUGGUGGCAGUUUUGACCUAGAGGAAUCCAAUGGAAGUAGUAAACAUCAUGGUAAAGGUCAGGGUCACAGCAAUAAAGGGGGAUACAAAGUGGGAUAUAGGAUUUCGACAGGUGGAAGUUCUGAGGACAAAAGUGGAUCAGGUCAUACACAAAACUCUAAUCAUGGACGUAGAGUAGUCCAUAAGCAUGUCGUACAUAGACAUAACGGUGGUAAUUUCUCCCAUGGUGUUCACAGGAAUAACUCUCAUCACCAUGGCAAUUCAACAGGUGAAGAUUACGAAUAUGAAUUUGAGACUGAAUACGAAGAUAUGACAGGAGGUGGGGGCUCUAUGAACAAGACUGUUGGAGGUGGUGGUAGAUCGAAAGGUCACUGGUAUAAAGUAGGAAAUAGAUAUUCGACAGGUGGAGGAUCUAGUGGAAGCUCAGGUUAUAAAAACGGAGCAGGACAUAAAUCAGGUCAUCGAGUUGUCCACAAGCAUGUCAUACAUAGACAUAACGGUGGUAAUUUCUCCCAUGGUGUUCACAGGAAUAACUCUCAUCACCAUGGCAAUUCAACAGGUGAAGAUUACGAAUAUGAAUUUGAGACUGAAUACGAAGAUAUGACAGGAGGUGGGGGCUCUAUGAAUAAGACUGUUGGAGGUGGUGGUGGAUCGAAAGGUCACUGGUAUAAAGUAGGAAAUAGAUAUUCGACACAUGGAGGAUCUAGUGGAAGCUCAGGUUAUAAAAACGGAUCAGGACAUAAAUCAGGUCAUCGAGUUGUCCACAAGCAUGUCAUACAUAGACAUAACGGUGGUAAUUUCUCCCAUGGUGUUCACAGGAAUAACUCUCAUCACCAUGGCAAUUCAACCGGUGAAGAUUACGAAUAUGAAUUUGAGACUGAGUACGAAGAUAUGAGUGGAGGUGGAGGCUCGAUGAAUAAGACUGUUGGAGGUGGUGGGGGAUCGAAAGGUCACUGGUCUAAAGUAGGAAAUAGAUAUUCGACACAUGGAGGAUCUAGUGGAAGCUCAGGUUAUAAAAACGGAUCAGGACAUAAAUCAGGUCAUCGAGUAGUCCAUAGACAUGUCAUACAUGGGCACAAAGGGGGUAAUUUCUCCCAUGGUAUUCACAGGAACAACUCGCAUCACCAUGGCAAUUCAACAGGUGAAGAUUACGACUAUGAAUAUGAGUACGAAGAAAUAACAGAAGGUGGCGACUCGAAUAAUAAAACCAUCGGGGGUGGUGGGGGUGCAAAGAAACACUGGUCUAAAGUAGGAAAUAGAUUUUCUUCGGGAGGACAGUCUAGUGGAAGCUCAGGUCAUAAAAAUAGUUCAGGACGUCGCGUAGUUCAUAAGCAUGUUGUACAUGGACACAAAGGAGGAAACUCAUCUCACGGCUUUAACAUGUCAGGAAAUGCAUCGCAUAAACAUGGCAAUUCUUCCGAAGGUGAAGAUUACGAGUAUGAAACCGAGUACGAAGAAAUUUUCGGAGAUGAAAGCUCGGGAAAUAGCACUAUGGGAGGUAUUCCUGGUAACAAUUCAAAAAUUUCGGUAUCGAAUAAAAAUGGUGUGAAGUAUGUAGUCAAAGAGGAAGUGAUACCAAGCGUGCAUACUAUUUCAGUUGAUAUCCCUGCUGAUCUCUGGACCUCUGGAUCCGGAACUCAGACAAUCAAUGGAGGUCCCACUGUUGAAAUAAAAACGGAAACAGGUGCCCCCCAAACAAACAAUAUCAUUGAAGUGUCCAAGGAUCCUUUCAUCAGUCAUCCCCCAGCUGUAGUGGUCGAAGAAAAGCAGUCCAAUGAUAUAUUUUCUUCAAUUCUAGAUAAGGCCAAGGGUGUUGUGAAUAAUAUGGAAAACGCCAUAAUAGGAGGUCCAUAAAAGACGGCAAAAUCAAGUUCUGGUCUAAAAAGUGUGUGUGUUUGUAUAAGCUUUAGGUAGAAAAAUGUAAUGUUAAACACAAGUUGUUGAUAUUAAUAAAUCUUUUUAUUAUAUAAAA